AUGUCUCCCCGUACCAGCAUCAACGGCAAGCCUCGAAGCGAAGGCGAAGAGUUGGAUCAUGUUCAUCCAACUCGGAGCAUCCCCAUCUCGCCAGAGUUGUUCGAGCAGCUUUAUCUCCAGCCACAGAAUAGGGUGAAGGGAGACCUUCGAAAGACCUUCGGCAACCCUACACCAGUUGCUUUGGCUGGAUUCUUGAUGUGCUCCACGCCAGCAUCCAUGGGCUUGCUCGGAUGGCAGGGAGCUGGUGGUUUUGCUGCUGCUGCGAACGUUGGUGCCUACUUUGGAUUGGGUGGUGUUCUUCUUGUCUUGGGAGGUAUUGGUGAAUGGAUUCUUGGAAACACCUUCCCAUCAACCGUCUUCUUCACCUUCGGGGGCUUCUGGCUCGCAUUCGGUACAACUGUUGUCCCUGAUUCCGGCGCCUAUAGCACCUACUCCACCGACGGUACGGCUGCCAAUGGUCUCGCUCAGCCUCAAUUCUACUCGACUUUCGCAUUCUUCCUAAUUGCUAUGGCUAUCCUAUGCACUAUCUAUUCUAUCGCGAGUAUUCGAACGAAUGUCGCUCUGUUCUCCAUCCUCCUCUUGCUUGUUCCUUGCUUCUCUUGCCUUGCCGCUGCGUUCUUUGCCGUUUCCCAAGGGAAGGCUAACCUUGCGCUCAAGUGCCAGCACGCUGGAGCGGGAUUGUUGUUUGCUCUAUCAUUAAUCGGCUGGUAUAUGUUCAUGUCUAUUCUACUUAUGUCUGUCGACUUCCCCAUCAUGCUGCCUCUCGGCGAUCUGUCGACUAUCAUCCGCGGCAAGAGUGAUGCUAAGAAGGAUGCAAGCAAGACGGUUUGA
Fusarium redolens is the source of this 831-nucleotide messenger RNA. Its product is annotated as GPR1/FUN34/yaaH family-domain-containing protein. The record is from RefSeq and is a predicted model, not a curated record. Gene Ontology annotation, cellular component: plasma membrane. Gene Ontology annotation, molecular function: acetate transmembrane transporter activity. The transcript has 5 exons. Bases 1 to 831 code for a protein of 276 amino acids. Lineage: Eukaryota; Fungi; Ascomycota; Sordariomycetes; Hypocreales; Nectriaceae.